Messenger RNA from Notechis scutatus (mainland tiger snake), 8454 nucleotides. It is a transcript of the gene FOSL2, whose product is annotated as FOS like 2, AP-1 transcription factor subunit. The record is from RefSeq and is a predicted model, not a curated record. Gene Ontology annotation, biological process: regulation of transcription by RNA polymerase II. NCBI's taxonomy places the organism in Eukaryota, Metazoa, Chordata, Lepidosauria, Squamata, Elapidae. Gene Ontology annotation, cellular component: nucleus. Gene Ontology annotation, molecular function: DNA-binding transcription factor activity, RNA polymerase II-specific; RNA polymerase II cis-regulatory region sequence-specific DNA binding.
GCAAUGAGGCUCGGGAUUUGAACUAAUGCCAUCGCACUGACUCAUCCAGGGAGAGUAAAGGAGCUCAGAGAACAAGGAUACCAAGCUAGAGAGGCGCUUGCUCAAGGGAAAGAGAAAGGAGGGGGAGGUUACGUGUAAGCAGGGGGACAGAAGAGUUCGCCUUCGUGGCCGAGGAGAGCAAAAUCAAGAGCUAGAUCGAUAAUUCAGUCAAAUUUUUCAACAAUAAAUAAAUAAAAAGAGCCUCAAAUCCCGGGCUGAGUCAUCCAGUCCAGUUCGAGCAGGAAGACGGCACUUUUCUGAAGGGCUUAAUUAUACAGGAGGCAACGAUCCUCCUUAAAACUACAGAGAGAUUAAGACUUGGAUACCAGUAGGCAGGCAAAGGGGAAAGAAGGGGAAACAAGACACGUCCAAUUUUCUUUAGAAAUAAAGACGCGUUUGGAAAGUCUCUCUUUUUUUAAAGACUGUUCACAGUUAUGCUGACGUUCUUAAGAGACUCAAUGAUUUGGCUCUACAAGCAGUGAAUUUUGCAUUCUUAUACGUGGUAGGUUUGGGGUGAAUCUUUUCUUUUUUAAUCCCACGGUCCUGUUUCAAGAGAGAGAGAGAGAGAGAAAUCAGGCUUUAAAAUAGAAUCAAAAUCCAAAUUGCCAGCUGCAUCCGCCUCCACCUGAGCGCGCUUGAAACCUAAAGCAUCACGAUUGGAAACCAAGACAGGAAGGUGGAACAAGAGGGAACAACAGCUAGAAAGAAUAUUAUUUUUUCAUUAUUAUUUCUCUUCCACUUGCACCUUGGACAAUGUACCAGGACUUUCCGGCAAAUUUUGAUACCUCCUCUCGGGGCAGCAGCACUUCUCCAGGGCAUCCGGAAACUUACUCGAGCAUCACAACUCAACAGAAAUUCCGGGUCGAUAUGCCAGGAUCGAGCAACACAUUUAUUCCUACUCUCAACGCGAUAACCACCAGCCAAGACCUACAGUGGAUGGUUCAGCCCACCGUGAUAACCUCCAUGCCAAGUGCCUACUCUCGCUCGCAUCCCUACAGCCAUGCAUUGCCCAACCUGUCUUCGGUUACUGGACACACAGCCCUACAAAGGCCUGGUGUUAUUAAAACCAUUGGGACCACCGUGGGCAGGAGGAGAAGAGAUGAGCAGUUAUCACCUGAAGAAGAAGAGAAGCGAAGAAUUCGAAGAGAAAGGAACAAACUAGCAGCAGCGAAAUGCCGUAACAGGCGCCGAGAGCUGACUGAGAAACUCCAGGCAGAAACAGAGGAGCUGGAGGAGGAGAAAUCAGUGCUGCAAAAGGAGAUUGCUGAACUAGAGAAGGAGAAGGAGAAGCUGAAAUUCAUGUUAAUGGCUCACAGCCCCAUGUGCAAGAUCAGCCCCGAGGGGCAUCGAACCCCUCCACCUCAUAACCUCCAGGCCCUGAGGACUGGAAUGAGUGGUCCUGUGGUGGUGAAACAAGAGCCUAUGGAGGAAGAGAUCCCCUCUUCCUCUUCAGAUCCCGAAAAAGGGCAAAGAUCUGUCAUUAAGCCCAUCAGCAUUGUUGGGGGGUUUUAUGGAGAAGAGCCACUCAACACACCUAUUGUAGUGACUUCGACUCCUGCUGUUACCCCUGGAACAUCCAACUUGGUCUUCACCUAUCCCAGUGUGCUGGACCAGGAUUCACCACUCUCCCCCUCAGAAUCCUGUUCCAAAGCUCACCGGAGGAGCAGCAGCAGCGGGGAUCAGUCAUCUGAUUCCUUGAACUCUCCAACUCUACUGGCGCUGUAACCCUUUAGCCACCACUCCACCCAGUUACUGUUGUGGGGGGGGAACCCCCACCUCAAGACCAGAGACAGCACAAUGGCAUUCGAGCACAAGGCCAACAAGAGCCAGGAAAGGAAAUGAUGUUGCUCCAGAUACUUCCUUAGACAGGAAGACUAGAACAAAUGAAAGCUGUAUCAGUCUGGAGUUGGUAAGCAGCAGUCACAAUCCCAGGACCCAACGAUGAGGGGUUUUCCCUCACUCACCAAUGACUGCAGUGGAUGUGACUGUCCAUAAAUUGCUAGCCAUUUUCCUGUUAGGUUGAUGAAUGGACCGUCUGACCUGGCUCCUUCUCCUGCGCUAAAGUAGUACAUUCCAGUUAGUUGAUCUCAUUUGGGCCUUAACAUUUUCUUGAUUUUUGUUGGAUACCAUGACAUUUCGAAAACUCUAAAGGCUUGCUGAACCACUGCUGAUAUUGAGAGCUGCCUCCUGGGAAAUUUUUGCCAUAUUUGGGUGGCUUUUGGCACAUGGUGGAAGUUUUUGGGGAGAAGGGAAAUUUAUUACAGGUCCAAAUGGUUCUUCAAAAGUUACACAUCCAGUGUCUUCAUUAGGGAAUGGGGAAAAUGAUGGGGAAACUGGUUAACAAAAAGACAAGAGUCUCCUUGAAGACAAUAGGGAACAGUGCACUGUUUGUGUCUACAAAGGCUGUAUCUGCAACAUACCUUCGUCAGUGGGCCAGGAGUGGUGCCAAGGGAGCUGGGGAAAUGCCAGAGUGGGUUUCCACUAAGCCUUUAUUUCUGGCAUGAUGUCUUCUGUAAUUAGUGUUUGUCAAAUCUGUUGCAGGACCCUGUGUUUUCUUUCCUUUUGGCUGCCAGCCACCUUGGGUGUGAUGCAGCUUCCUCUGAAGUAUGCCUGAAUCACCUGCUGGUGCUGUUUCUCAAACAGAGCUACCAGCUUCCAGGUUGCAGGCGGUUGCCCUUGCCCAGUGCUGCCAUUCUUCUUGUGGCUGAUCAGGGAAGGGGAUUAAUUUGAGGGAGAAUGUGCAAGAAGCUCCCUGGAAGAAAUCCCCACCCCACCCCUUUGGCUAAAUUUCAGUCAUCGGGACCUGGCCAGGGUUAUGUGUAUUGCCAUCUGAUGGUGUCAGGCCAAAUCAGUCCUUUUCCUAGUCCUAGAGACAACUGAAGAAAAAUGGAUUCUGCACUUUGCCUCCCGCUGCGCUUGGUUUCCAACUCUUAACUACAUACGACUGAUAAAAAACAAAAUCUGUGCUCACUACUGAAAAAGGCAGCAUGUUUCACUUAUGUACACCCCCUGUAGUGCCAAGCAUUAAUGCAACUGUACAUAAAGAAUGUGCCGAUUUUAGCAGGGAUACCCACAGAUAACUUGGAGAGAGGUUUGUUAUAUCUUCAUCUGGAAGUAGACAGUUUUACUCUAAAACUUGUCCUUUACAAAAUACAUGAGAUAACUCAAGUUGAUGGUAAACAUAUUAACGACUGGGUCUGCUUUCAUUUUCUUUUAUGGAAUAUGUGGACGAGCUAGGCAAGGAAGCUGAUAAUUUUUUUACCCCCUUGUGCUCUUCAAGCCAUGUUAAGUCCGGCGGUGGGCAUCUUUGCCUCUCUUCAAGAUUUGCCUUAACAGCUGGGAAACUGCAGUCUUGAUUCGGAAGUGUUUUUUUAUUGAUAUCAGUGAUCACAUUCCUGUUUAUUUUUAAUGUGUCUGGGUCACAGCCAUAGUUAGGAAUAUAAUGCUAGGUUAUUUGAUCAGAGUUUCUAAUUAAUGAAGUUUUUAGAAUGAUCUAGAUCAGGGGUGUCAAACUCACAUUGUCACAGCGGCAUUACGUGAUGUAUCGGGACUUUCCCCCCCUUCACUAAACUGGGCAUAGGCGUGGUCAGACUGUGAUGCAUCUGGCCUGCAGGCCGAGAGUUUGACAACUCUGAUCUAGAUUAUGGGCUUUCCCCCCCCCUAAUUAGAGAAGUCAGAUUUGGUGACCUGAAUGAAUUCUAGGGAAUUUUGAGUACUGUAAAGGUAGCAUUUGAUUCAAGUGGAGGUCAGUUCCUGGUGAUUUUGUGGACAUGUUUUUAUCAUUGUUUGGACAAUGAUGGAGGCUUGCUUUCUUCAACAAUAUUUUUAAACUCCAGUCUAAUCUGCAAUCUGGGAUUCCCUAGAGGUCUCCCAAAUAUUGAUUAGAUCCAAAACAAACUCCACUUAGCUUCUAAACCCAGAAAUGAUGAAGCUUCAUUAUCUAUUUUUGCCUAUGCUGGCCAUAGGAGGAAAAAAAUCUAGAUUAUUUCUGGCUACUGGUAGUAUAUUUGACUGCUAAACAUGUCCUAGACAUUACUUAACACUAUAAAGUUUAUAUUUACAGCAAUAAAAGCCAAACAUUUGUUUUACAGAGAAGAAAGAGUGUACAAACUGAUUUUUCUAGCUGUUAUCUCCUAUAGUAGAUUCUGUUUAUUGAAAUAAUUUAAACCAGCUGACCCAAUUUAUGCUCAAUUUAUGUGCAAUGCCAUAGUCUGAACCAAAAUUCAUGUGGUGAACAAGUCUUUCUGUAAACAUGUUGAGCUGUAUCAUGUUGAGGAAGACUGGUGUAAAACCACACUAAAAAGUUGUCUAGAACUGCUUUUAUAUGCACAUGAUAAGUAUGUUGUAUGGCUGAAGAUUCAGACUCGAGCAUCUCAUGUUUGGUAUUUUAAGGAAGAUUCUGAUCUUAAUGGGAGCAUCUUGUCACUAGAGUCAAAAGGAACUACUCAAUAUACUUAUAUCAGAAGUAAGGGACCAAUGCUUCUCUGCCUUAGUGUUUCAGAAAUAAAAUGGCCACAAUUCAUUUAGCACAAAUUCCAUCUUCUUAGGAAUUAUUGGAAAAACUAAAGGGUAAAUAAAAUUAAAUAAUUUGACCUGCAAUUUUGGAAGUUAAAUGAUUAUUGGCAGAAGACGACAAUAUUCUGUCAAAAUUUCCCAUUAAUGUGCCAGUAGCAGGGUUAAGUAUUCAGUUCCACGUUGAAUCUAUGACCUUGCCAUCAUUCCACAGAUAAACUUGCUUUUCAAUAUGUGCUUUUCAAGAAGUGUUGCUCCAGAAAACUGGGAGAAUUGAAGAAAGUACCUGAGUAGUGAUCCUUUUGUUCUAAUUCCAUGAAGCAGGACAUGAUGAUGCUGAGCUCAAUCAGAUAGAAAAUAGAAAAUUGCUUCAAACUUGGCUGAAGGAAUAGCAAUCUUAAGGGAUGCUUCUAGAUAUCUAGACUUCUAUAAUUGGUUCUGAUUGUUGACUCAGAUCUCUCUAGGUAAUUUUAGCUUGCUUCUCAUUUCAUUUUUAUUCCAUGGGUUUGUGUAUCCCAGUUGGAUGAUGGUUCCUGGAAUCUAGCAAAAGUAUAUUUGUAUUUGUCUUCAUCCAGUCUUAUUACUUCAAGCAGGUUAAGGCCAUUAUGCUCUUCCAGUAAGUGGUGUCUUUGUGGUUAAUACUUUUUGGUCAACCUUGUACAAUUGGUUCAUUAAUGUGUUCAGAUUGAGCACUGCCAUAUUUUGGGUAGUUGAAUCCAGCUUUUAUUCUAGUUUUGGCUUUUUUUUAGCAUCUUUUUAAAUAUGCACAUUUAUACCCUUGAAAUUGCAUAUUUGCAUUUUCCCUUCUGCCUCACAGGUGUAAAUGCUGUAAAAUGUUUGCAUGGCACAAACUCUUCUGUUUUGGCUUUUUCUUCCACAAGCUUCUGGUCUAUAGAACAAUUGGCAGAGACCCAUGUUUUACAAUUGUCCCAAUUCGCUGAAGGAGACCUAGUAGUAGGAAUUAUUUAGCCUCAUGAGAGCAAUAUAGGAUGGCAUCUUACACAUGGCUCAUGGUUAUAACUAACAUCUCAGAUCUUGUUUUCUGUGGUACAGUUCUAUGAGUAACACGCUUGUGCGUGAAGUCUUAAUAACAGCUUUUAUGCAAUAAAGCAAACUUAAGAAGUUUUGUAGAAUACGUUGUAUCCAAAUUUUUUACAAUCUACAGGAUUUAUACCAAACUCUGAUCUGGCAAUGUUUUGCCCAGCUACUUUAGGACUUAUAUGCAUGCCUUGAUGGAAAGCAAUUCCUGUUCUUGCAGUAUUUUGGAGAAAACAGCAUCUUUUCCAGAGAAAAAGUCUACUUGUCUCCCAACACUAAUGCAUUUUUCUCUCUCUCUUUAAAUUCCUGCUUCCUACCCAUUCUUAGUUCUAAUGUUUAUACUUGACUUUUUUAUUUCCAUUAGAACACAAUCCAGCAAACUCUUUGCUUUGCAGCUUCUGUUAAUUUCAACCUGUUUUCACCUGAUGACACAGCUAGGGGUGGUGUAGUCACUGGGUUUGAUGAAUUUUGCUUAUUAAACCAGCUGAGUACUUGUGAUAUAACAGGAUCUGAGGUCAUCAUAUCAGUAUCAAUGGAUUUAAAAAUAUCCUUAUUGUUUUAUUUAAUUGAUCCACUAAGUUCACUUGAACUUAGCAGUAUGCUUCUUUUGUAUUCCAAUCAUAAUAACACUCAUUAUUUCUUAUUUAUUGGCAAGCAAACAUUUUUUGUGUCGGCUACAGUGAAUCUGCUCACCAUUAAUUAAACAAAUUGUUCCUAUUUUUUAUGCCAAAAUGAAAUUAAUCAGAGAGGGUCAAAACUAAAAGAGAAUGCAAGUGAUAGCAUAUCUUUCUUGGUUGUUUUUUAACAUAGACUUAUAAUGUUUACAUCUUUUUCUUUGCCACAGAUCUGGAUUUGAAAAAUAUUUUUUCCCUACUGAUUUUUAAAAUCCUGAUUUUUUUUUCUUUUUCAAAUAAAAAUAGUUAGACAUGGUAAGAGUUAAUAAUUUCUCCCCUUCCCUUUGUAUAAUUUUUCAAUGAAUUGUCUUGGUGCUUCAUUUUGGUUCUCAUUGUUGUUCUGUUCAAAUCUGUAUGAAUAUCUGUUCUGUUUAGAAAUGGUUUACUAGUCUCAAUUUCAUGUUUUUUUCAUUCAUGAGAAUUAUUAUUUUCGGGGGGGUGGGUGGGAAAGAAUGAGGUGUUCAUUAAGCCAUAAGUAUCUAUCUGUGCAAUAAACACUAGGCAAGUGCUUUCAGAAAAGGUUGGUAUCUCAGUCAUAAUGCGCUUCGCAGGCAAAAGUUUCCAGGGCUUUUCUAAGUAGGACUGCCUCAACUGCUGAAUGAAACAGACUUGAUAACUCACUUUCUGUUUCUUCCAAAAAACCAAUGGUUCCUAUGAUCAUAUUCAGCAUUCCAUUUAGGUGGCAUUUUUGCAUAUCAGUAUAAUCCUAGGGUGUGUUUUAUUCCAAUUCAUUAAAAAUCCAUUCUGCAGGCAAAAAGAUCUAAAAUGGGCAAGUAGAAUAUGAUUUAAUUCCCACAGAAAGAGUAAAAAUGGUGCUCUUUCAUUACAUCCAUCGGUUUGCAUGAAUUGGGUUUGUUUUUUUUAAAUUGACAACAAAGAAUGUUGAUGUGAUUCCAUAUCCAGGCUGAUGGAAUAGAUUGUCUAACGCUGUUCUUGGCGUACACAAAUGGAAAGAAUAUCGUAGCAAAAAAAAAAGGGGGGGGGUGGAGGGGAAUCUGCAAGAACACCAAAUUGUUCAUGUAUAUGCAGAUUUUCUAAUUAUAGAAAACAAAGCCAGAAGAACUGAAGAAAGUAAGUGUUUUUAUGUCUUUCUCUGCAAAUCUCAUGAGAUUAACAAGGACUAUAAAGAUUAGGAGAUUUUUUUGGCGGGGGGAGAAGCUCCAAACUUACCUAUGUAAGGGGGAGAGGGAAUUCUCAUAUAAAAAUGUACAGAGGAAUGGUUUCUAAAAAUGAACUUUCAGUCUUCUUCAAAUUAUAAGAUAGAACAAGAGCAUUCUCUCUCAGUAAAAGACUGUUUUCCUGUCCUAAAAUGGUUCUGUUUCUUUCCCACUCUUGAAUUUUAAUACUGUUCUGAUUCUUUUGUGGCUGUUUUGAUGUAGGAAAACCAGAAUUAUGUGUUGAAAAUAGACAUUUGGUCUGUCUCAGUGAGCAGAUAAAUGUUGUGCAUGUGUAUAGAUUCUACUGUGUCGUCCCAUUAAAUAUUGGUAAGAAAAAGUGCAUCUUCAUUAGCACAGUAAAUUGAUGGUAUAAAACGAAAGAAUGCUUUAGGAUCAAAGGGCCUGAUUCUCUCUUUAUUUGACUGUGAUCGUAAAUGCAUUCAUUCACCGUAGAUGUACGUACACCAGUGUUAAAAUCAGUAGAGGAAAUUGUUUCGGUGAUUUUAUUUUUCCCCAUCAUAUAUACAAAUCCAUAGGGAUCUUUAUUUUUUUCUUUCCACACAUUCAAAGUUUUGCAUUUCCUUUUCCCCAACAUGGGGUGAAAUGAGUUUGGAUAGGAGUGAUUUAAAUUGGGAGCCCUUUUCUGAAUGUCUGUGUAAAAGAUCUCUCAUUGGUAGAGAAGCUUUCCAGGGAGGUCAUCUUAUUCCUUUUCUUGUAAUGCAGGCCUACAAUAUUUGCACUAAAAUUAACAAAAAUAAUGGUAUGGAGGUGGUUUAAAGAAAGGUUGCUGCUAUGAAAGAAAGAACUUAAAAGAAUGGCCAUGCUUUUACAGAUUUUAAUGUACCAUUUUGUAAAAUGAAAGCGGUCUAGAUGGAAAAGAAUGAAGGUUUUAUAUGUAUGUGUGUGUAUAAAAUUAUAAUUAUUAUUUUUUACUUUCUCUUACUGUUCAUUUCCACAUCCCCCUUGAUUCUAUUCUGUGUUCUUUCAUUGCUACUUUUGUGAUUGUGUUCAUUAACCCCAUCCCCAAGUUUAAA